This is a messenger RNA of Arctia plantaginis, 378 nucleotides long. Lineage: Eukaryota; Metazoa; Arthropoda; Insecta; Lepidoptera; Erebidae. The record is from the annotation of a GenBank genome assembly.
AUGUUGACAAUAAGUUUCACUGUGGUUCUCUUUCUAGCAGUCUCCUGCCCUCUGAGAAGAGCACAGCCACAUGGAUUCCACGACAUCGAAAAACGAAGUUACGGCUACGAACACGACCUUUUGUAUAAGGUAGAUAUUUACAAGUGUGGCAUACCGUUAGUUAUAAGAACGACCGUGUUGGAGUACCCAGAGCCAAGACUAUUCCGCUACUCCUUAAUCAUGGCAGUGAACAUUCGGAAUCAUCUACUAAAUGGAACUCAAGAUUGCGCGACCAUCGUUUCAGGAGGCGUAGGAAACAAAUUUGUCAGAAUCAAACUAAGAAGUCAAAUGGGUGAAGGUCUUAACUUUACAAUAAAGAUAUAUGGAUUACAUAUGUGA